Peromyscus leucopus (white-footed mouse) is the source of this 649-nucleotide messenger RNA. It is a transcript of the gene Ndufab1, whose product is annotated as NADH:ubiquinone oxidoreductase subunit AB1. The record is from RefSeq and is a predicted model, not a curated record. The transcript has 5 exons. Gene Ontology annotation, molecular function: acyl binding; acyl carrier activity. Bases 37 to 507 code for a protein of 156 amino acids. Gene Ontology annotation, cellular component: mitochondrion. Gene Ontology annotation, biological process: fatty acid biosynthetic process. NCBI's taxonomy places the organism in Eukaryota, Metazoa, Chordata, Mammalia, Rodentia, Cricetidae.
AGGUCGCGGCGCAGUGCAUCCUGGGUUGGCGUAGCCAUGGCGGCUCGUGUCCUUUCUGCCUGUGUCCGCCGCCUGCCCGCGGCCUUUGUGCCCAAGCUCCGGCUUCCCACACUGGCCUUGGCCCGGCCGCUCAGCACCACUCUCUGCCCUGAGGGAACCCGGAGAAGGCCCGGGACUCUGCAGCCCUCCUUGGCGCUCACGCAGGUGCCUGGAAGGGUCACACACUUGUGCCGUCAGUACAGUGACGCACCCCCUUUGACGUUAGAGGGAAUCAAGGACCGAGUGCUGUAUGUCUUGAAACUCUACGACAAGAUUGACCCAGAAAAGCUCUCAGUAAAUUCUCAUUUUAUGAAGGACCUGGGCUUAGACAGUUUGGACCAAGUGGAGAUUAUUAUGGCCAUGGAAGACGAAUUUGGGUUUGAAAUUCCUGACAUAGAUGCAGAGAAGUUAAUGUGUCCACAAGAAAUUGUAGACUACAUUGCAGAUAAGAAGGACGUAUAUGAAUAAAGUAUCAGAGCCUUCUUCCUCACCAGGAGGACUCCGAGAACACCUGAUGGCAUCAUGGCUGACUGACAGCGGUUCUGUUGGACUUGUAUUUAAAUUGUCUUGAGUGUUUUACCCUUUAAAAAUAAAUCUAUUAUAAAACUAA